Hordeum vulgare subsp. vulgare (domesticated barley) is the source of this 1385-nucleotide messenger RNA. RefSeq names its product isocitrate dehydrogenase [NAD] catalytic subunit 5, mitochondrial-like. Gene Ontology annotation, cellular component: mitochondrion. The record is from RefSeq and is a predicted model, not a curated record. Gene Ontology annotation, molecular function: isocitrate dehydrogenase (NAD+) activity; NAD binding; magnesium ion binding. The transcript has 2 exons. Bases 142 to 1218 code for a protein of 358 amino acids. Gene Ontology annotation, biological process: tricarboxylic acid cycle; isocitrate metabolic process. NCBI's taxonomy places the organism in Eukaryota, Viridiplantae, Streptophyta, Magnoliopsida, Poales, Poaceae.
UCUUUUUUAGCCACCCAUAACCCUAGCCGUCUCAUCCCCUCCCUCUCAUCGCCGAAGAGGACCCCAUCCGCGCGCCUCCUCCGCCGUCGACACACCGCCGCGAAUCUCCUUCUUCCGAAAAUCGUUCCGUGGAGAGGAGGCAUGGCACUCCGAAGGCUGCUUCAGGGGGCCGUUCUACCGAGGACGAUGGGACGGUCCUUGUCCACUGCGCCCGGGGAGGCUAUCCGCGCAACCCUCUUCCCCGGCGACGGCAUCGGGCCGGAGAUCGCCGAGUCGGUGAAGCAGGUGAUCAACGUUGCAGGCGUGCCAAUAGAAUGGGAAGAGCAUUAUGUCGGCGCGGAGGUUGAUCCCAGAACACAGAGCUUCUUGACAUGGGAAAGCCUGGAGUCGGUGCGCAGAAACAAGGUUGGCCUGAAAGGCCCUAUGGCCACACCCAUUGGAAAAGGCCACCGUUCUCUGAAUCUCACACUGAGGAAAGAGCUCGGGCUCUACGCCAAUGUCAGACCUUGCAACAGCCUCCCGGGCUACAAGACCAGAUACGACGACGUGAACCUCGUGACCAUCCGCGAGAACACGGAAGGGGAGUACAGCGGCCUCGAGCACCAGGUCGUCAGGGGCGUCGUGGAAAGCCUCAAGAUCAUCACCCGCCAGGCUAGCCUGAGGGUGGCGGAGUACGCUUUCCAUUACGCCAAGGCCAAUGGCAGGGAGAGGGUCUCGGCGAUACACAAGGCCAACAUCAUGAGGAAGACAGACGGGCUUUUCCUCCAGUGCUGCCGCGAGGUGGCCGCCAAGUACCCUGAGAUCAAGUACGAGGAGGUGGUCAUCGACAACUGCUGCAUGGAGCUCGUCAAGGACCCUGGCACGUAUGAUGUGCUGGUGAUGCCCAACCUGUACGGCGACAUUAUCAGUGAUCUGUCCGCCGGUUUGAUCGGGGGCCUGGGCUUGACUCCCAGCUGCAACAUUGGUGAGGGCGGCAUCUGUCUGGCGGAGGCUGUUCAUGGCUCUGCACCUGAUAUCUCUGGCAAGAACCUUGCAAACCCAACUGCUCUUAUGCUCAGUGCUGUUAUGAUGCUGCGCCACCUGCAUUUCAACAACCAGGCAGACCGGAUCCACAAUGCCAUCCUACGCACCAUCGCCGACGGCAAGUACAGGACCGCUGAUCUUGGUGGCAAGUCGUCGACAUCGGACUACACAAAAGCAGUCUGCGAUCAUAUCUGAUUGAGCACACAGGAGUUCCUGCUCGUUUUCUCUUUACUUGUUUAUUUAUUUGUCUCCCCUGUUUUUUGUUGCAUGCCUCGGUUUCUCUAGAUGACCGUUGACACGGUUUAAUUCAGACCGUCAAAGAAUAAUUGCCACAUUCUUGCUAUUGGAAAAUAUUUUAUCUG